Guillardia theta CCMP2712 is the source of this 410-nucleotide messenger RNA. RefSeq lists its product as hypothetical. The record is from RefSeq and is a predicted model, not a curated record. The transcript has 2 exons. Lineage: Eukaryota; Cryptophyceae; Pyrenomonadales; Geminigeraceae. The annotation marks the transcript as partial.
AUGCUGCGCUGUCAGAGGCACAUGCUGCGCCUGUCAGAGGCACAUGCUGCCCUGCGGCGCGUAGGAGGCCACGUCGUGGAGGCCGCCGACCUCGUCGAGAAGGUGAAGAGCUUCGCGAAGCGUUAUCCGAAUAGUCGGACAGCUCAUGGGAUAUCCUCGAUGUUUGUUCGACAAGAAGAAAAGUUGAAAUCGAAGCUUAUGGAGCUGGGUCUCACGGUAGACUCAGUCGAUGGAGUAGACGGCAGAUCGUUUCGAGCCACAGAGGUCAGCAUUGCACACGACCGGUCCUUCAAGCUUCGAGCCAAGCGAGGACCUUGGGGCAAGGGAGGGAGCCUUGCCGAGCUAUCGCAGCUCUUAGCUCUUGGAGGAAUGUCGACGGCCGAGAUCGCUCAGAUUUAUCGAUUUCUAGG